Molecule: messenger RNA, 552 nt
Organism: Papilio machaon (common yellow swallowtail)
Lineage: Eukaryota; Metazoa; Arthropoda; Insecta; Lepidoptera; Papilionidae
Exons: 5
Coding region: 64-552 (162 amino acids)
Source: RefSeq, a predicted model, not a curated record
GUGAAUACAUGGACCAUUUUGUAUUAACUUUUACUACUUCGAUGUGAACUUGCUUACAAAAUAAUGCCGAACACAAUGUUUGUAUUAGAGAAAUGUUGCUUCUGCGUCAAAUUAAGAGUUGGCUGUUUGAUUAUUGCAUACUUUCAAUUGUUAUUCGAAGUUGUUACAUUGUCGUUAUCACUCUAUGGAAUAGUUGAGGGCUCUAUAAUGCUGACGUCAACUAUCAAAGCUAUCACAGACAUGGGGUACAUAAUGAUGACUUUAAGCGGGCUGUUUCUUGUCGCUAUUGUAUUUAUGCUCGUGUUUACCAUCGUCUUGAUUAUUGGACUGCAUAAGAAGAACGACACCUACAUCCGAGCGUACCUCCUGUGCGCUGUGAUUUACCUGAUAGUAGCGGCUACCACAAGCUUCGUCUCCUUCCCUUUACUGCUGGUGUCAGCUUUUGAUGUAACUUAUAAGAUCGUCGGCUUAAUUCUACACGUGUAUUUCAUCUUCGUCAUUAGGAGUUACUGGAACCGGAUAAUUCGAUACAACCGGACAUUAUCAUCAUGA